Molecule: messenger RNA, 1312 nt
Organism: Psammomys obesus (fat sand rat)
Lineage: Eukaryota; Metazoa; Chordata; Mammalia; Rodentia; Muridae
Gene: CUNH20orf173
Product: chromosome unknown C20orf173 homolog
Exons: 6
Coding region: 145-822 (225 amino acids)
Molecular function (GO): beta-galactoside (CMP) alpha-2,3-sialyltransferase activity
Source: RefSeq, a predicted model, not a curated record
CCUGGCAUCUCAUGGAAGGGAGCACUCAAGAGAAAACUUACGCUCUCUGGCUGUCCUAGCAUCUUCACCUAGGCCCAGUCAGAAUCCUCCCUCGGGUGGAGGAGCCGUCUGCCGGCUGCUGCGUAAGCCGUCGUCUGCGCAGACAUGAAGCCCUGCUGGGUCCUCUGGGAGCUUGUCUUGUGUCUGGUGGCUCCCUACUUGGAUCUGACCCACGAAUCGGCACCCCAGCAGGAAUGGACAUACGUGGUUCCACAACACUGUAACUGGCUGUGCUUCAAAUUUGAGGAGCAUGGCUGCCCUUCAAGGACCCCCAACUGCUCCACCUGCCGCCACGCAGUUGGAGGAUGGAACUGGAUUGAGGCCUGUUAUGAGAAGACCAUGGGGUACUUGAGGAGAACAAACGCUCUCUGGUGGCUGGGCAUCAACUUGGUGGGCGAGCUUGGGAAAGUGUGGAAGAAGACAUCAGAAGUUAUUUCCAGGCCCCUCCUGCACCAUUUUGAUUUUCACUGUGUGCCCUGUGCCAUCCUAGGGAACUCUGGCCUCAGUAAUACCAACCGAUUCUACAUGGCUAUCAGCUCUGAGGCAGAAUUGAGGAACCAAACCACAGGACCCUUCACCUGUCCCAGGAAUGAGAGUCACCAGGGCUACUGGAGGCAACAGUGGUUACUGCAGCUGUCUGAUCUAGUGCCCGGAGGGACAAGGUCACCCUCUCUGGGAUUUGGAUCAGAACAGCAGAGAAAGUGGUCCUAUUACCAACAGAAUGGGAAUCAGACCAAAGGCCCCAGAAACACCUGUGCGCAUGGACUAGAGAAGCAGAUAUAGAAGUUGCUUUUCAGCUAAAGUGGGCAGACAGAGCCACCAUUCACAAGGGACAACUGGCUGAGGCCUGAAUGCUGGAGUUUUAGGACAACAGCCACAUAAUGUGAAGAUAUUCAUGGGUGAAGAGGAAAAGAAAAUGGUGUGAGAUCAGUCUAGCACUGAAUAAAAUCUUGGUCUGGUUCUCUCACCAGGCACAGUAUCUGGGGAGGAAGGUCGGAUCUCAGGGGUAAUGAUUAUGUCUGGCUGGAUGCCAUCCAUCCACGUAUCUAGCUAUCGUCUAUUUGUUUUUCUUGGGCAGAACUGUACAAUGCAGGCCCAGGCUGACCUUGAUCUUAUGAUGUUCCUGUCUUAGCCUUCUGAGAGGUGGCAUUACAGGUGUGCAGGGUCCUUGCCCAGUGUUGUGUGGCAUUUUCCUACAAGACAAAGCCUUUCAUUUUGGAGGAAAGCACCUUAGGACACCAGAGGGAGCAAGCAGUGGUGUGCACACCCUCAA